GAAAUAUUUGAGAUUUAUAUAAAUUAAAAUAUAAAAAAUGAUUCUCACAUUAUCGUACAUUAUUACAUCAAUUUUAUUUUCGGGUGUAUUUUUGUUGACAAUCGUACACUUUUACGUCCAUCUAAGAACUCAAGGACGUCUUUGCAAUUUGAUCCCUGGACCUAAAUCAUAUCCAAUUAUCGGCAAUUUAUUGGACUUAGCAGGACAUCCGGAAGAUAUUUGGAAUUUUUUACACCGCACAUCGAUUAAGUAUUACCCUAUUUGGAAAAUUUGGGUCGGAAUAUGGCCAGUUGUCACAAUCUAUCACCCGGAUGAUGCUCAGAUUCUGCUAACUAGCACAAAACAUCUGGAUAAAAGUGUAGUUUAUGAUCUACUUCAUCCUUGGUUGCAAGAUGGAUUGCUCACUAGUAAAGGAGAAAAAUGGAGAAGCCGAAGAAAAAUAUUGACUCCUGCAUUUCACCUUCAUAAUCUUAGAGAGUAUAUGGAUUGCUUUACUAAUCAUACAAAUCAUUUGAUUAAGAAUCUCAAAGCAGAAUCGGGUUCAGAUGGAGUUAUUAAAGAACUAUUGCCGUUACUUACAACAUUUACUCUUAAUACAAUAGUUGAAUCAACCACGGGAGUUGUAAUUGAAGAAACUGACAUGGAACAGUACAAGCAAGCACUUUACGAAUUUGGAGAAACAUUUGUUUAUAGAAAUAUCAGACCAUGGUUGAGGGCGGAGUCCCUUUUUAAGUUAACAUCUAAAGGUCGAGAAUAUCAGAAAAAUUUGAAAGUUCUUCAUAGUUUUACUAAAAAAAUAAUUGAAAAACGAAAGCGAUAUCACGAAGAAACUGGUGGUAAAUAUUUAGAUAGCGCUAUGUCAACAAAUAAAAAAGAACUUCAACCUAUCCCAGGUAUACAAAAAACUUUCAUAAAUAUGAAAAUGAUUAAUCAUAAAAUAUGUUAUAUAGCCAAUCAGAAAAGACUUUCUUUUCUGAAUAUUUUACUCUCAGCUGCUGAACGGGAUGAAGGUGUCGAUGAUCGAGGAAUCCAAGAAGAAGUUGAUACGUUCAUCUUUGAGGGCCAUGAUACUACUGGAAUAGCAUUACUAUAUAUUAUCUUAUUACUGGCUGAACAUCGAGAUAUACAAAAUCGGGCAAGAGCAGAAAUUGAGGAAGUAUUAGCGGAUGAUAAUGGAGAAGUAAAUAUUAAUAAUAUCAAACACUUAACAUACUUGGAAUGUUGUAUUAAAGAAGCAUUAAGACUUUAUCCCUCAGUCGCAAUUAUAUCAAGGAAAAUUAAACAAGAUUUAGUGUUAAAGCACUGUUACGUGCCAAGAGGAACGAUUCUAAAUCUUCGAAUAUUUGACACUCACCGUGAUGCUAAUUUCUGGCCACGUCCGAAUGUUUUUGACCCAGAUAGAUUUUUGCCAGAAAACUCAGUAGACAGACACCCUUUUUCAUUUAUUCCAUUCAGUGCUGGUUCACGCAAUUGCAUUGGCCAAAAAUUUGCAAUGCUUGAAUUGAAGACAUUCAUAGCUGGUCUACUUUACAACUUUUAUUUGGAACCUCAAGAAACUACCGCGAAUGUACAUUUGAUUUUUGAACUUGUAAUAAGACCGUCUCAUCCAGUUUAUGUCAAAUUUGUCCCAAUAAAUAGAGAUAGUGGUUAA
Molecule: messenger RNA, 1651 nt
Organism: Cotesia glomerata
Lineage: Eukaryota; Metazoa; Arthropoda; Insecta; Hymenoptera; Braconidae
Product: cytochrome P450 4C1-like
Exons: 12
Coding region: 38-1651 (537 amino acids)
Molecular function (GO): heme binding; monooxygenase activity; iron ion binding
Source: RefSeq, a predicted model, not a curated record